Daucus carota subsp. sativus is the source of this 687-nucleotide messenger RNA. Its product is annotated as probable leucine-rich repeat receptor-like protein kinase At1g35710. The record is from RefSeq and is a predicted model, not a curated record. The transcript has a single exon. Gene Ontology annotation, molecular function: protein binding. NCBI's taxonomy places the organism in Eukaryota, Viridiplantae, Streptophyta, Magnoliopsida, Apiales, Apiaceae. Bases 1 to 687 code for a protein of 228 amino acids.
AUGGCAUACUCUGCAAAGCCUUCUCACCUUCUUCUCUUUGUUUUCUUUCUCUCAUCACUUGAAUCCAUUCUAACAACACGAGAGGGAGAAGCUCUUGUGAAGUGGAAGAAUAGCCUAGCCCCGUCUUCUUUUCUCGACUCUUGGUCACUCACCAAUCUCGAUAAUCUUUGUAACUGGACUGGCAUUACUUGUAACUCUGCAGGUUCAGUUUCUGAGAUUAACCUCUGUGAGAAACAACUUGAUGGAAUGCUGUCCGAGUUCGGUUUCACUUCAUUUCCAAAUCUCAAGAAUCUCACCCUGGCAGACAACUUCUUCUCGGGUCCAAUACCACCAGCCAUUGAGAAUUUAACACAGCUUCAAUAUCUUGAUUUAAGCAUGAAUAGUCUUAAUGGUCCCAUUCCGUUCCAGGUUAGCCAUCUUCAGAGUUUGCUCAUAUUAAACCUGUCACAGAAUGCAUUGCAAGCUCCAAAUUGGUCCCAUUUCUCUCCCAUGCCUGUUUUGCGCUUCCUCAAGCUCAGUAGAAAUCCUCUUGUGUCGAAAUUCCCAAAUUUUAUAUCCAAUUCUCAUAGCCUGACUUAUCUCAACCUUUCACAUAACAAGUUUAGUGGUGAUCUUGUACGUGAAUCAGUAUUUAUACCAAUCUGCAUCAUCUUGAAGUCCUCAGUUUUUCACCGAAGAGUUGUGUGA